This is a messenger RNA of Jaculus jaculus (lesser Egyptian jerboa), 3181 nucleotides long. It is a transcript of the gene Rabl6, whose product is annotated as RAB, member RAS oncogene family like 6. Gene Ontology annotation, molecular function: GTP binding. The transcript is spliced from 15 exons. The record is from RefSeq and is a predicted model, not a curated record. Bases 239 to 2452 code for a protein of 737 amino acids. Gene Ontology annotation, cellular component: cytosol; nucleus. NCBI's taxonomy places the organism in Eukaryota, Metazoa, Chordata, Mammalia, Rodentia, Dipodidae.
AUGGCGGCGCUGACGAGUGCUUGGUGUCCGGGCCGGUGGCCGCGGGGUCUCGAGCGGAGUCGCCGCGGCUGAAGUCCCCAGGUACCAUUCGAAGCCGCGCGUGCCCGUCGGAGCCCCGGUGUACAGCCACGCCGGUUCCGGCUUCGGGGGUACCCCGGGCCGACAGGAUAUGGUGCGAAGCGUGCUGCUCCGCCGCUGAACUCGCGGGCCGCGCCCGGCUCGGACGUCCAUCUGGAAGAUGUUCUCGGCGCUGAAGAAGCUGGUGGGGUCGGAGCAGACCCCCGGCCGGGACAAGAACAUCCCCGCCGGGCUGCAGUCCAUGAACCAGGCGCUGCAGAGGCGCUUCGCUAAGGGGGUGCAGUACAACAUGAAGAUUGUGAUCCGGGGGGACAGGAACACAGGCAAAACCGCUCUGUGGCACCGGCUUCAAGGCAAGAAGUUCGUGGAGGAAUACAUCCCUACACAGGAGAUUCAAGUCACCAGCAUCCACUGGAAUUACAAAACGACUGAUGAUGUGGUGAAAGUUGAAGUCUGGGAUGUAGUUGACAAAGGAAAGUGCAAAAAACGAGGUGAUGGCUUGAAGACAGAGAACGACCCCCAGGAGGCGGAGUCUGAAAUGGCCCUGGAUGCUGAGUUUCUGGAUGUGUACAAGAACUGUAAUGGGGUAGUCAUGAUGUUUGACAUCACCAAGCAGUGGACCUUCAACUAUGUCCUCCGGGAGCUUCCCAAAGUGCCAACCCACGUGCCGGUAUGCGUGCUGGGCAACUACCGCGACAUGGGUGAGCACCGAGUCAUCCUGCCAGAUGAUGUGCGUGACUUCAUCGACCACCUGGACAGACCUCCAGGCUCCUCCUAUUUCCGCUAUGCCGAGUCCUCCAUGAAGAACAGCUUUGGCCUGAAGUAUCUGCAUAAAUUCUUCAACAUCCCAUUUCUACAGUUGCAGAGGGAGACGCUGCUGCGGCAGCUGGAGACAAACCAGCUGGACAUUGAUGCCACACUAGAGGAACUGUCGGUGCAGCAGGAAACCGAGGACCAAAACUACAGCAUUUUCCUUGAGAUGAUGGAGGCCCGCAGCCGUGGUCAUGUAUCCCCGCUGGCAGCCAAUGGGCAGAGCCCAUCCUCGGGUUCCCAGUCACCAGUUGUACCUCCAAGUGCUGUAUCCACAGGGAGCUCAAGUCCCAGCACACCGCAGCCUGCCCCCCAACUGCCCUUCAACGCCCCCACAGCCUGCCCUUCAGCAUCAUCCACAUCCCCUGCACCCCCCUUGGAGUCCCUAUCCCCAGCUGCACAGCCCUCAGCCCCAGCUCCAGCUCAGCGUCGCAGUAUCAUCUCUAGGCUGUUUGGAACCUCGCCAGCUGCUGAUGUGACUCCUUCACCUCCAGAGACAGCUUCAGAGGUUCCAUCCAGAGUCCAGAAUGUUGAGGAUUUUGUCCCUGAAGAUGGCCUUGACCGCAGCUUCCUGGAAGAUGCUGCUCUACCUAAAGAUGAAAAGAAAAUCGGAUCCAAAGUUCCCCAGCAAGAUAGUGACAGUGAUGACGGGGAGGCCCUGGGAGGGAACCCAAUGGUGGCAGGUUUUCAGGAUGAUGUGGACCUUGAAGACCAGCCACGUGGCAAACUGCUGCCUUCAGGCCCCAUCCCCAGUAAGAACAUCAGUCUCUCCAGUGAGGAGGAAGCUGAAGGGAUGGCAGGUCCCCCCAGAGUGGCUCUUCAGCAGUGCUCAGAGCCAGAAACAAAACGGUCCUCCAACAAAGCCUCAUGGCCACAGAAGAAGGCAGCUCCCACAGAAGCCACAGCACCCCCCUGGCCAGGUGGUCUUGCUGCUCGCUCAGGACCUGAGCUCGGCAGCACAAAGCCCCUUACUGAGGGCUCUCAUAGAACCCAGGAAGCAAAGGACAAGCAGGUAUCAUCAGAAAGUGAUCCUGAGGGGCCCAUUGCUGCCCAAAUGCUGUCCUUUGUCAUGGAUGACCCUGACUUCGAGAGUGAUGAGUCGGACACACAGCGGAGAGUGGUUCUCCCUCUCCAGGGUGAGUUCCCCGUGAGAGAAGACCUCUCUGAUGUGACUGAUGAGGAUACGGGCCCUGCUCAGCCACCUCCACCCUCCAAGCCCCCAGUCCCCUCCUUCAAACUGAAGAAUGACUCAGAUCUCUUUGGGCUGGGCCUGGAGGAGAUGGGACCUAAGGAGAGCAGUGAUGAAGAUAAGGACAGCAAAUCAACCUCUAAGGAGAAGAAGAAGAAAAAGAAGAAGGACAAAGAGGAGGAAGAAAAGGUUACAAAGAAGAAGAGCAAGCAUAAGAAGAGCAAGGACAAGGAGGAGGGCAAGGAGGAGAGGAAGAAGAGGAGGAAGCCCCCUCGAAGCAAGGAGCAGAAAGCUGCCGAUGAGCUAGAAGCCUUCCUGGGAGGUGGAGCCCCUGGCGGCCGCCACCCUGGAGGCGGGGACUACGAGGAGCUCUAGGCCUUCCUGGGGCAGUUGACUAUCCUGAGAGGGGAGGAGGGAGACUGCUGCUGAGUGGGGAGGCUGCUGCCUGCACACGACCCCAGUACCACCCUGCCACAUCCUGUCCCGCUAUUGUGUCUGCCUCUAUGUGGUCUGGGCCACUCUGCAUUACUUCCAUAAUGGAGGACCAAGCCAGGCUUUGGUGGUCAGGCCCUUGGGCCAGGCGCAGCAAGUGCUGGGCCUCAACCUGGCAGGAUCCUGCUCUGCAGGGAGGGAGGGGCUGCACAGCAAGGCUACCACUGGCUUGGUGGAUCAUCUGGCCCUCUGGGCAGAGCUGCAGCCAGUCCCCAGCAUUUCUCAGGGAUGUGACAGGCCGAGGAGGGACCCACGUGGGUCUGUUUACAGGGGCAGGGUGUGGGUGGGGCUGCUUGGCUUCUCUGACAUCCACCACCCAGCCCCACUCCUGCUUGCCUUCCUGAGCUCUCCUGGGGCCACAGCAUGGCUUGGGCUAUGGACCCCCUUCCCAGUGGACCCAGAGCAGAGCACAGCCCUGUCCUGGGCAGACAUGUAUUCUUGGGAGGACCUGGCAGCAGCUGCAGCAGGAUGGCACACCUCUCCUGGGAGAGGGGUACUAACAGCCUUCCACUGUGUGCCAGCUGCGCCUCUGUCCAUAAGCACCUGCGCAGGUGAGCCUGGAGGGCUCCUCUCAGACACUCCACCCAGACUAUAAAGCUCUGAUUUUACUCA